Molecule: messenger RNA, 1506 nt
Organism: Funneliformis mosseae
Lineage: Eukaryota; Fungi; Glomeromycota; Glomeromycetes; Glomerales; Glomeraceae
Source: the annotation of a GenBank genome assembly
AUGGAUGUGGAAGCGAGAAGGAAAUUCUGUGGCUUACUUAUGUUUGACAUCCCAACAAUUUCUGUCAAAUCACCGACGUCAAGAAACAACGAUAUUAUCAUUAAUAACAUGUCAACGCAGGAAGUUGACCCUUCCUCGUUAAAUCACAAUCCUCUCUAUGAAUCCUCUCGUAAUGCAGGUUCAUUGAUGAAUUCAAUAGAUCAUCAAUUCAUUAUACAAGAUGGUUUCUCGCAAAUUGGCGACUUUUCUACCACCACGCGCGCUUUAGCAGCGGGUGCAGCAGCUGGUGACGACCCAACAAAUCAAGGAACCCUUGAUUCUUCAAAUGCAACGGAUGGAGACACAAAGUCACAACCUCCAAAAAGGACUCCUAGACCACCAAACGCCUUCAUCCUUUACAGAAGAGCGAAACAACCGGCCAUCAUAGCAUCUCAAAGAAGUUUGACGAACGCCGAAGUAUCAAGGACUAUUUCAGAUAUGUGGCGUAAGGAACCAGAAGAGACACGGUUAGAAUGGGAAAGAUAUGCUGAUCGGAAGAAACUUGAGCACAUGCAAACGUAUCCAAAUUAUGUGUACAGACCCAACAAGAACAAGUCCAAGGUCGAUAAAAGAAGGCAGAAUCGAAGACAGAACACAAAAGAUUCAACGAAUGCUUCAAAUGACCCUUCCAACUCAGAAAAUAAAACUACGGGCACCAGUGCGAUCACUCGAAGAAAGUCAACAAAGACCGCAAGUAGGCUACCUUCUAAAUUGGACAUGCCUUUAUCAAUGAACAUUGGAAUGACCGGGUUCAAUAUGCAACAACAAUCCCCCUCAAUCUCACCUAUGAAUCAACAUCCACCUUCCGCAAUUUCGACUUCACGUACCGAUACCAUGAACUCAACUUCCUCGUACACCACAAUACUUCCGAGUCCUGAGAUUCCUUUGUUGACCUCUCAUUUUACGGAUAGCCCUGAAGAUUACGUUACUUCGCAAUCCCAGUUCACCCCAUUAACCCCGGACACCCCGCUCACCCCCAUUUCAACUCCUGAACAAAUGCAAAUACGCGAACACGACUUCAAAAUCCGUCAACAACAACAGUUCCAAAAUAGUAUAUUGCGUUUCGUCCCUGAAGAAGAAUUGAAUUCCAUAAAUGGAUUAGCUUCUUUCCAUCAUCAUCCCACGAAUGGUUUUUCUCAUCAAACGGUCGACCCGUUGGAAUUUUGCCUCGUCCCUGACGUUGCACAACAACAGCAGCAAAUGAUGGCCGAGUUUAUGCUUCAUCAUGAGCCACAUCACAUCACCCCUACGUCAACUGUUCCAUCUUCAAAUAAUGGUUCCAUCCAUCCCGCUUCAUCGAUUCCUGUUCAGUAUUAUUCUAGCGGAUCGAAUGCGGCUGCUGCGCUCACCGGUAAUCCUUCAUUUACCGAAAUGCUCGGGUUCGAAUUCCAAAAUUUUUUGGGCGAGAAUCACCAUCAUAAUGGUAAUGGUCUUGACGUCAAUGCUUCAGAUCACUACCUUCAAUGA